Molecule: messenger RNA, 5635 nt
Organism: Megalops cyprinoides (Indo-Pacific tarpon)
Lineage: Eukaryota; Metazoa; Chordata; Actinopteri; Elopiformes; Megalopidae
Product: protein FAM117B-like
Exons: 8
Coding region: 202-2148 (648 amino acids)
Source: RefSeq, a predicted model, not a curated record
GCGAGCUGCACGGGCGACCUGCGUGGGGCUCGGCGGAGAAACUCCAGCACGGUGAAUGGACACUAAAGCACAGGACACAAGAUAGCGAGGUGCCUUCUAUUACGAAAACUUUUUCCCACCGAGUGUACUCUAAUAAAGGGGGGUUGUUUUCGUUUCAUUCACUAAAAGGGCGUUGCUGGACAAAAAAAAAAUAAGAUUAAAAUGUCUCAAAGAGUUCGAAGAAACGCGUCGCCGACAACCAUCGGUGCCGCCGCCGGCGCAACCGGUGGGGGAAGUGGGAACGGAAGCCCCGGAGGCUCGGCGGCCGGUGCGGGGAUCGGCUCUUUUUGUCGCCUGCUGCCCAUGAAGGCUACCGUUCCGUUUCAGCUGAAGAUCCAGCAGCCGCAGCAGCCCCCCCUGCAGACGAGGGCGCCGCAUGGUACCGGCGGCGGAGGCAAAGGCAGCGGCGGCGGAUGCGAAGCCGCCGGCGCGCGCACGUCGACGUCAGGCGCUCGGAGCCCCACUCACGCGGUCUCCGUCUCGCCGGUCGCUGCCUCCUGCUCCGCUCCUCCUUUCUCCUCCUCCUCCUCCUUGCACUCCGGCCCCUCGAGGGGCAGCCCCACCGUCACGACCCACGUUUGCACGUCGGGCGGCGCGAGCAGACCCCCCCAGGCGCAGCAGCAGCUCGCCGUGCCUCCGUCACACGGCGGCGUCACUCACAGCCUCUCCGCGCCCCCGUUCUCAGUCUCCGGGAGCUCCCCCUCUUCGUCACCCACCCAGCACUUGCUCCUGCUCUCCGACUGCACGCUCCCCGUGGCCCCCCUGCAGCAGCCGCAUUGUUCGGCUUCACCAUCCUCCUCCUCCUCUUCCUCCUCCUCUUCGUCAUCCUCAGGUGGCACCCGGGAAAGACUGCAGCCCCCGCCCCAGCUCUCGUCCCCGGACUACGGUGGCCAGUCCCCCGAGAGGAGAAGUCCUCCCUCGCCCGUCUGCAAAGAGAGACCCAGGCAGCUUCCAGUCAUUCCUUCCUCCAGCUCCAGCAGCAGCAGCCUCCACACCUCCUCCCUGGACACCCUCACUGGGCCCUACCUGUCGGGACACUGGCCUCGGGACGGCAGCCACGCCCAGUGCGCGCCCUGCAUGAGGGACAAGGCCACUCAGACCCCCAGCGCCUGGGCAGAUGAGUGUUCAGAGAAGAGGAGGGGUUCCCACAAGCGCUCGGCCUCCUGGGGCAGCACGGACCAGCUUAAAGAGAUCGCUAAGCUCCGUCAGCAGUUGCAGCGCAGUAAGCACAGCAGCCGCCACCAUCGCGACAAGGAGCGCAAGUCGCCCUUCAACGGCAGCCACGCCGCCCUCGGCCAAUCGCAGGCUCCGAUCCCCAAGAGCGUUCUGAUUCCGAUCCCCAUGUGCAAGCCGACAGCCUCGCGCUUCAGGAACAGCGUGGAGGGGCUGAACCAGGAGAUCGAGCGCAUCAUCGUGCGGGAGACGGGGGAGCGUGACGAGCAGCUCAUCCCCCAGGACGUCCCGGACGGCCACCGCGCCCCCCCUCCCCUCCCACAGCGCAGCAGCAGCACCCGCAGCAUCGACACGCAGACCCCCUCGGGCGGGGGCGGGGCCGGCGGCGGGGGCGGGCGGGGCAGUAACCACAGCAACAGCAGCAGCCGCUCUCAGUCGGUGUCCCCCACCUUUCUGAGCGUCACUAACGACACCGGGGCGGGGAGCCCCUACCCCUACGAGGACCUGCUGAGCGACGGCCGGGGCAAAGACCUGGGCUCAAGCUCCCCUCUCCCCAAGUACGCCUCGUCCCCGAAGCCCAACAACAGCUACAUGUUCAAGCGCGAGCCGCCGGAAGGCUGCGAGAGGGUCAAGGUCUUCGAGGAAGCCCCGCCCAGGCCGUUGCAUGAGAUCCCGCAGUUCCUGUGUCCUGACAGAAACAAGGUCAACUUCAUCCCCAAGAGCGGUUCCGCCUUCUGCCUGGUCAGCAUCCUCAAACCCCUUCUGCCCACGCAGGAGCGCCCCCUCAAGGGCUCGGGCGGGAUGGGGGUGCGCAGCCUGUCUCCUUCCAUGGGACCCCCCCUCGCUGUGGAGCAGGACCAGAGGGUGACCCGCGGUACCAGCACCACCAACCAGCAGCCCUGCCUCCCCAGGCACCUGGAGGAGCCUGAGAGCUAGAGUGCCGCCCUGAUGGACAAACCCAGAAACUGCGUCUUUCAGAAUCGGAACAUUUUUAAAACCAAACCAAGCGCCCGUUCGAAUUUCAAAACUUUCUUUCUUUGUUUUUUUCCACACUUUGAAAGGACUGUUUUAUAAACCGCCUUCUCUUAAUUCUCUACCUGAAAACAAGCAAACGAAAUAAGAAAACCUGAUUAUGCUUUUGCUAUGCAGCUUUUUAGUUUGUCCAAAAACAGCAGGCAGACAUGGUUGGGGGUGUGGCCCCCAUGCUGUAGAGGUGUGUCCAUUAGCAGCCCUUACUGUAGUGUAGUAACCGCAGCUGUGCUGUGAUACGCACACAGGCCAGGCUCCGCCCUGCUUGGUCACUGGCCCCGCCCAGCUCAGCCAUAGGCUCUGCCCCACUCGGCCACAGGCCCCGCCCAGCUCAGCCACAGUCCGCGCAUUUCUGUCACAGGCUCAGCACACAGCUGUGGUGGUGGCCUGUGCGUGUGAGAAGAGGACAGAUCCCGCUGCCCUUUGUAACAGUUUACCGUGGAGCCUUUUCACAGAAAUGUGCUUUUUUUUCCAAAAGUGUCAAAGACGGGUUUACGUUGCAAGGAUGUGAUUUUGAGGCGCUCUCCGCAAGACCAAGAAACCUGGGUUUGAGACAUGCCCAGGUUAGUGAAGGUCUGCAAGCUUCUGUAUGGAGUCAAACCCAGGGCCUUCAGAUUCUUUCCUCUGAUUGGAGGGUCACCACUGGUAGCUCCUCCCAGUUCCUGGGUCCAACCACUGAGAUGAGAGGGCAAGGGAAUACUCACGUGCCUGAUGUCAGAAACCGGCCUGGUUCUCUAUGUGUCCGCAGUCUUUAACCGUUUCAUUUCCCUGCUUUGUGUGUGCAAAGAGAAGGAUAGAGUUGUGAAAAUAAGGAAAAAGAAAAUGUGUCUGUACUUUGCUGCGUGUGUGACACAUGCAGCCAGUGUCAUUGUUGCGAAGUGGCAUUUAACAGCAGGGCUAGGUGCCCUGUGUAGGAAAGUCUUAUUCCGUUGACUCGUUUGAAAUGCAGUUUGGUCCAAGUUGAACUUUCAGUGCCAGAGGGAGAAGGGGGAGCAUUUGACCAGGUCUUGGUCACCGAAGUGCGAGAUGCUCUUUACUGUGUCCCGAGUGAAUGGAGAACGUGGAGAGGGCGUUCCAGCAGAAGGCACUGUGACAUUCAGAAGGGCAGGGUUUGUGUAGGGCGAGACUUUCAUAUCCACUCAAUUUCUCUCUGUCCUUCCACUUUAUAUCAAGAGGGAAGUCUGCACAAUGCUGUUAAGGAAAUUAACUGGUCAUAUAACAAACGGUGCAAAUUAAACUGGGCUGAAGUAGUCAUUCCCCUCGUUCUGAGGUGAAACGUAUCUGAUGAAAUUACUUGAACAGGAGACUUCCUGAACACUGGUUCUGGCCCCAAAUCCCAACAAAGCUUGCAGAAUUGAGAUGCAUUGUGCUUCAGCAUGUCUUUUCAGCUUCAGUCUUUCCUGAUGUUUGAUGCAAAGUGGCAGAGGAUAGAAUCAUUGAUUUUAACUCCAUAUUUCCCAGCACUCAUCAGAUAAGUCCACUGUUCAGUGUAUAAAAAAAACCUUCAUAAAUGAGGGAAAGCUGUUACCUCACUAUUAGAACCGCAGUCUGUGAGUGUCUGUUUGCAGUUUUGUGUUUAUUAUAAAUCCACUCGCCCUGAGAUAAGAAGCGGUCCCACUUAGACCUGUUCCUCACAGUGUCACAGUGCUAGCAACCAUGAACACUUCCUGACCAAGUGGACCACAAUCCAUCCCUUAGGCCUUAUUCUUUUCUCUGUCUUUAAUUUAUCUUUAUAUUAUCCUUUUAUUUAUUUGUUUGCUUGCGUUGUAAUACAAAAGGCUCGUUUUCAUAUUAUUCACAAACAAGAAUUCGAUUUUUAAGCCAUUACAGAAGUGGUAGCUUGUGUAAUAGACAGCGUAAGUGCUUUGACCUGCCGCCCAUGGAGAAAGCCUCCGCAAACUUUGGCUUUGGAGCUAUACGCCUUCGGUGUCCUCGUGUUUGGAAACUCGAAUGCAGAAUUGCAGUCUGACGAUAAAAUGUGGCAUGAGCACAUUCCAGCAACAGAUUGUAUGUGAGGAGUGAGUGUACUGACUGUCAGGUCCACUGUUAGGCGGCGCUCCUACAGUGUAGAACAGAGGUAUCAAGCUCUGCUCCUGGACGGCUUUGUGUUGGCUAAGCACACUUUUAGUUGCAUGAGGAAUCAAGGUUUUAACUGUGCAGUGUACGCAAGAGAUGUUACACUGCAGUGCGUUAUGGGAAAUGAAAAGAGUCCUGAUCAUAUAAGACUACUUAGGCAUUUAGGUCACUUAAGAGCAGGGAUAUUGGUUCCAGCCCUCCAGGAGUUUGGUACCUCCGGUGUCAAGACACAAUUGGCUCCAGAUGCAAAGCGGUGUGCUACAGUCCUGGUGUUAGCAAGUUCUGAGCUCCAGCAGUAACAUUUCACUUUCAGCUGCGAGAGGACCACUCCUUAUCGCGUGACAACGAUGUAUUUAUGCUCUGGCAGUGCCUGGAUGCUCUACAGUUGCACGUAGGGAGUCCCCUGGGUUGCUUUGUUGAAGGACUUGUGCAUACUGUACCUGGUUCAGAUGGCUGUUUGCAGGACCACACAGACCACACACACAUUCCCUGUCUUAGUGUCAUGUGUAGAGCCUAGUAUUAUUUUUAUGUGGUUUAGUUUGUGGUUCACAAUGCUAGUUUGCAUCUUGUUUUUUUAUGUUAGCAUCAUUAGCAUUGUUUUUAGUCUUAAGGUAUUAUGUUGAGCGGUAAGGACUUGGUUUUGUACUUGAAUAUUCCAGCACUUUCCCCAGCUUUAGACCAGCUCAGGCUUCUGGGGCCUUCUCCUAGUAACUUGUCUCUCUUAAAUAUUUAAACGCAAAAUGUCAAAAAAGAUAUUGGGAAAAAAAGUCCUUUUUCUUCUUACAACAUAUGACUGCUUAUGUAGUUCUGUACUCAGGAAUGUAUAAAAAAACAAAAACAAAAAAACAUUUCAAGUGUGUAUGUACUAUACUAUAGAUUAUAUCAGCUGCACCUAUAGCUACUUUUGAGUAUAUAUAUAUUUAUAUAGAUAAAGUUACUGUAUCUUAUUCAGGCAGGGUCAGUCUUGAGAAGUUUUGUGACGAUAAUGACCUAAGAUCUUUUUUUUCCUCUUUACAUUUAAAUGCUGUCAAAUCUGUAGAGUAGACAGACGUAAGCAUAGCAGAGUUGUUUAUAAAAAAGACUUGUCCCCGCUUUGUGAGACAGAAAAAUGUAGCAAAGCAUCGGUUUUCAGUCAUUGUACAUGUAAGGAUUUGAUUGGAUACGAACGUUUGAUUACACGACAGCCGGAUUAAUAUUUUUUUCAAUUCUUUAAUUUCUGUCGUUAUUUUAUUUUGUAUUUAAUUUACUUUAACUUCAUUUCCUCUCUGGUGUGAGUGAACCAAGGCUGUCUAUACGUGAAAAGAAUAAAAUUGCACUU